Messenger RNA from Closterium sp. Naga37s-1, 3387 nucleotides. Lineage: Eukaryota; Viridiplantae; Streptophyta; Zygnematophyceae; Desmidiales; Closteriaceae. The record is from the annotation of a GenBank genome assembly.
AUGGAGGGCGUGACUUUGGCUGGUGGGGAGGGGGGUGAGAAGGGAGAGGGGAAAAAGAAGGAGGGUGAGGGUGAAAAGGAGGGUGAGGGUGAAAAGAAGGAGGGUGAGGUGGAAAAGAAGGAGGGUGAAAAGAAGGAGGGUGAAACGAAGGAGGGUGAAAAGGAAGACGGUGAAAUGAAGGAGGGCGAAAAGGAGGCAGCUAAAAAGGAGGAGGGUGAUAACAAGGAGGGUGGAAAGGAGGAGGGUGAGAAAGAGGGCGUGGAGGAGGAGGAAGCGGUGGAGCUGGGUUGGGAGGAGUUGCUGCCAGGCCUGCCAGACCACCUGAAGAGCCACAGCCAGCUGGCACCGCUUUUCCGCACGCGACACUGGCGGGCCGAGCAUGACCUGCAGCUGCUGAAAGGCAUCACCAAGCACGGCUACGGGCGGUGGAGUGACAUUAUCAACGACGACCGGCUGGGCCUCGCUGACGUGGCACGUGCUGAGCUGUCGCUGCCGCCCGCCCCACCGCGCAACAUGAUUGGCCUUACCCUCGAGGACAUCCCAGCCGUUCCACCUACCCCAGUUGCCACCUCGUCUACCCAGCCCACCAAUCCUGGUGUUGCUCCCACCAAUCCUGGUGUUGCACCCACCAAUCCUGGUGUUGCGCCCACCAAUCCUGGUGUUGCGCCCACCAAACCUGAUGUUGUGACCACCAAACCUGACGGUAUGACCACCAAACCUGACGGUGGUGGUGGGGAUGUGAUGGGUGAAAUUGCUGGUGCUAGGGAGGAGGAGAGGGCAGAGGGGAAGGCGGGAGUGGCAGAGGGGAAGGCGGGAGUGGCACAACAAGAGGGUGCUUUGGGGGAUCGCAUGAGUGCGGGUGUGAAAGCUGAAACAAGUGCUGCUGCUGGUGCCAGUGGUGCUGAUGGUGGUGCCAGUGGUACUGAUGAUGCUGAAAAACGUGUGACUAUGAAGGAGGAAGGAACAGAGGGAGUGAAGGAGGAAUUGAAGGAAGAUGUGAAGGAGGAAACGAAGGAGGGAGCAAGUGAGAAGGAAAAGGAGGAAGAAAUGAAGGAAACAAAGGAGGAAACAGAGGAAGUGAAGGGGGAUGUGAUGGAGGGAGGGAAGGAGAAAGCACAGGAAGCAAAGGAGAAAGCACAGGAGGAAGCAAUGGAGGAAGCAAAGGAGGAAGCAGCGGAAGCAGGAGCAGAGAGGUUGCAGCAGCAGGAGGAGCAGCGGCGGCAGCAGCAGCAGCGGCUGCAGCAAAUGCAGUUGCAGCAGCAGCUGCGGCAGCAGGAGCGAUUGCAACGGCUGGAGCAGCAGCAGCAGCUAGAGCAGCAGUUGCGUGCCUUGUAUCAGCAGCAGGUGCAGCAGCAGCAGCAGCAGCAGCAGCAGCAGCAGCAGCAGCAGCAGCAGCAGCAGCAGCAGCAGCAGCAGCAGCAGCAGCAGCAGCAGCAGCAGCAGCAGCAGCAGCAACAAGAACAGCAACCGCAGCAACAACAGCAGCAACCGCAGCAGCAACAGUUAGAGCAACAGCUACGUGCCUUGUACCAGCUGCAACAGCAGCAGCAGGAACAACACUUGCGGCAGCUGCGGCAACAACAGCAAGAGCAGCAGCAACAGCAACAGCUGGAGCAACAAUUACGAGCCUUAGAGCAGCAGCAGCAGCAGCAGCAGCAGCAGCAGCAGCAGCAGCAGCAGCAGCAGCAGCAGCAGGACCCCAAGGGCAGUGUGCCAUGGACAGAGCCUUAUGUGAUCGGCACUCCUGCCACUCGUGUCGCUGCUCCAGCUGCCACCGUCACUGCUGCCCCUGCCAGUCGCCUGCAAGCUACCUCCUCCGUUAAGGCCCCUCAGAACCAGGCCGAAGCUGGAUUAGCAGCACCUCAGAACCGAUCUGAAUCUACUUCGAAGGAGCCGCAAGAGGAGGCGGAGUGUGACCCGUAUGUUGCGCUCAUCCGCCGUCUCAAUGCCGAGGCUGAGGCAGCGGCAGGCGAGAAUGCAUCUUCUGAUUCCGAGGUUGAGGCUGUAGCGGCGGCUGGGGGGAAUGGAUGCAGUGAUCCUGGGGGCGAGGCUGUAGCAGCAGGGAAGAGUGGGAGUGCUCCUGUAGAUACUGCAGAUGAGGAUGUAGCGACACAAGGGAGCAGGGAUGCAUCUGCUUCACGCUCUCGUGACCCGGCUGUAGCAGCAGGGGGGGUUGAGAGAACGGAGGCGAUUGCUGCUAUGGCAGCUGCAACAGCUAAUCUCAAAGGCAGACCUUCUGGAGCAGCUGAGUCUGAUGCAGGUGAAGCAUCUGCUGCAGGUGAAGCAUCUGCUGCAGCAAUAAACAAUAGCGAAGAACCCAAGUCUGUUGCUAGCACUGCCGCUCCUGCUGCUCCUGCUGCUCCUGCUGGUUCUUCCCCUCCUGCUGCUGCUCCUGCUGCUCCUGCUGGUUCCCCCACUCCUCCUGCUCCUUCUGGUUCUUGCGCUCCGCCUCCUGCUGGUUCUCCCCCUGCUGCUGAUGGUUCUGCAGAGCAAGUCAGGCAGGGCCAGAAGGAGCCACCCACGCAGGGUCAAUUGGGCGGGGAUGUGGAUGGUGGAGGCAGCGCUCUAGGGAGCAAACAAGCUCGGGAGGCCCAAGAGAAAGAAGCACUUGAAAAGGCGCAACAGAGAAGGCUUUACGUAGAGAAGGGGCGAGGAGAGGAGGCUGAAGCAGAGCAGGUGAUGUCAGCAAAGGGUAAGGCAGAGCUUAGAGGUGGGGGGGGUGGAAAGAAGAGUUUUGAGGCGCCUCAAAAUGGGGCUGAAGCAGAGCAGGUGAAUUCAGCAAAGGAUAAGGCGGAGCCCAGAGGUGGGGGGGAUGCAAAGAAGAGGCAGGAGGGCAAGGAGUCCCCAGAAGGUAACGAGAUGGUGGUGGAAGUGCCAGUGUCACCCGAGAGAGCAGAGAGAGGGGAGUCUGCUCGAGUGCCUGCAGAGAAUGACAACAUGGCUGUUGAGAUACCACCUGCUAAAGCAGCAGAGCAGGGCAGUGUUCGUGUGCAAGGGACUGGUGCCCCCCACGUGCACGCUGGGGGGAAACAUGUGGCAGGCAGCAAAGGGGGUGUUGCUUCAGAGCCCAAUGAGAAUCACACUGUUGUGGAAGGGGUUGGUGGGAAGAAGAGUGCGGAUGGAAAGUCGGCUGCAGAGGAGAAUGGUGAUCACAGCUGCGCCAAUGAGAAGCGCUCUUCUGGUGCAGGCCAAGAGGAGGCUCAAGCACAGGGAAGGUCUCAAAAGCAGCAGCCGCAGGUGCAGGUGCAGCAGCCGCAGGUGUUACAAGGGGAGCGCGUGCUGGAUGUAACGCAAGUGCGGCAACAGUUGAAUGGAGCUGAGUCGCCAGUGGUGGCUGUAGAUGAUGGUGAGGAGAUCAUUGAUUUGUGCGAUGAUGACGACGAGUGA